Acaromyces ingoldii is the source of this 1870-nucleotide messenger RNA. RefSeq names its product tannase-domain-containing protein. The transcript has 4 exons. NCBI's taxonomy places the organism in Eukaryota, Fungi, Basidiomycota, Exobasidiomycetes, Exobasidiales, Cryptobasidiaceae. The record is from RefSeq and is a predicted model, not a curated record. Bases 44 to 1870 code for a protein of 608 amino acids.
GGCGACAGGGCGUCUGCACAGCGAUGCACGGAGAUCUGAGCAGAUGGCGGCUUGCCCCCUCCUCCUUUUUCCUCAGAUGGCUGCUAUUCUUGCCAGUGUCUUCGUCCUGUCGCCUGGGGCAACAAACACCACCAUUGGCUUUGCCUUUAGACGGAGGCGCAUGAGACUGGUACGCAUCCUCUGCGUCGGCGCGGCCGCGCUGACCCUUGCGCAGCCUCUCCUGGCCGAUCAGCAGGCCAGCACGAACCAGAGCCAGGGACAAGAACAGGGACAGGGGCUGAGCUAUCACAAGUCAAAGCUCCAGGCUCCGCUGGGCGUCGCGAAUGAGGGAGCGCUGGGUGCGAAUGCGGUCUUGUCGCAGACUGACGGUGGCCGAUCUGCUUCUCCAACACGUCUCUCCAAGGUGGUGUACAGCAACGAAGAAGAGACCGACGAAGAAGAAGGAGGGGAAGACGAGGAGGAGGAGGCGGGCGUGCUGCGCGACUCGCCUGAGGCAUCGCAGCGCUGUCUUGCCCUCGCGACGACAUUCAAGCCGCGCGACGGCCGCACGCUCCAGCUCGCCUUCAGCCAGUACUACCCACAGGGUUCCAACCCGUCGCUGGAGCUCCUCAGCAGCACCUACCCCGCGGGCACGAUCCCCGCCGACGUCGACGUGGGCGCCAUCCUGGCCAGCGUGGGGCCCGACGUGGACCUGACGCAGGAGGGCGGCUACGGCUACCAGACGAACAAACGCAUCGUCCACAAUGGGCCCAGCGGCGGCCUGCCUGCCUUUUGCCGCUUCGGUGCUUUUACCCAGUCAUCUGCCUUGACAAGGGUCCUGUCUGAGGUCUGGAUGCCGCUGGCGGAGAACCGCUCGAUGCCCGUGGCGGCCAUCAACCAGACGGACCACCCGUCUGCAACGACGGGGCUUACCUUUGACAAGGGAGGCGUAGUCAUCAAGCAGCCCCCACAGGGCGACAAGACCGACGCUGAGUCAAUGACGGGGCACAAGGAGAAGAAGCAUAAGAACAAAGCGGAGACGAACAAGUUGACCGAGGAGACGCUUCUGGGCACCAAGCAGUCAGAGACCAAGCCGUCAGCCGAGACGCUGACCGAGAACAAAACUUCAGAGAAGACAUCGACCGAGACCAAGCCUGCGGAAAAGACACUGACCGAGACAAAGCCUUCGGAAAAGACACUCACCAAGACCAAGCCGCCUGAGAGCAAACCGCCAGAAAACAAGCCGUCAGAAAGCAAGCCUUCUGAAAACAAGCCGUCAGAGACGAAGCCAGACGACGUAAAGCCAGCCGACGUGAAGCCAGCCGACGCAAACGCAGCAACGGGGAAGCAGCGGCGUGCACGCAACGGUGCAGCCAGCGGGGCCAUCGCCGGCGAAGACGUCUUUGGCGUCCGCCACGGCGGCUGGAACGGACGGCUGCUCGAGAUGGGCAACGGUGCGCAGCGCGGCUUCGUGCCCCUUGCUGAUCUCAAGCAGAUGAUGUCGCGCUACCGCUUUGCCGUCGCCGGCUCCAAUCUCGGCCACUUUGCCACGGCCGGCUCCUCGACCUGGGUCAAUGGCUCCCAGCACGACGACACGCUCCUCGACUGGUCCACCCGCGCCCACCACGUGACGCGCACACUGGCCGAGGACGUCGUCGAGGCCUUCUACGGCCAACUGGGCAUGCAGAAGUCGCAGCAAGGCAUCGGCGUGCGCAACGAGCGAACGGGCCGGCUGAGAAGCUACCAUGCGGGGUGCAGCAACGGCGGCGGACGCGCGCUGGCCGCGGUGCAGGACAUGCCGCUCGACUAUGACGGUGUCCUCGCCGGAGCACCCACGCUGCGCUUCAGCGACGUGAGUGUCUCUCUCUCUCUCGUCGAGGCAAUUGGCUGA